AUGGCCCGGCGGCAGUUUGACUUUAGCAGCUAUAACAAUUUUCACAAAAAUCAUAUUAAAUUGUUUGCUGCCUAUAUGAAAACGGCAAAUCUAAUGCAAAACUUUAAUGUGCUUAAGCGCUCGCUGUAA
Drosophila busckii is the source of this 129-nucleotide messenger RNA. RefSeq lists its product as uncharacterized. NCBI's taxonomy places the organism in Eukaryota, Metazoa, Arthropoda, Insecta, Diptera, Drosophilidae. The coding region runs from base 1 to 129 and encodes 42 amino acids. The record is from RefSeq and is a predicted model, not a curated record. The transcript has a single exon.